Messenger RNA from Drosophila willistoni, 1582 nucleotides. Its product is annotated as glutathione-specific gamma-glutamylcyclotransferase 1. Gene Ontology annotation, cellular component: cytoplasm. Gene Ontology annotation, molecular function: glutathione specific gamma-glutamylcyclotransferase activity; gamma-glutamylcyclotransferase activity. Gene Ontology annotation, biological process: glutathione catabolic process. NCBI's taxonomy places the organism in Eukaryota, Metazoa, Arthropoda, Insecta, Diptera, Drosophilidae. The coding region runs from base 367 to 1239 and encodes 290 amino acids. The transcript is spliced from 3 exons. The record is from RefSeq and is a predicted model, not a curated record.
UCAAGGCGAGGGGGGAACAAAAUGUUAAUAUAUAUAUAAAAACAACACAUUUUGCCCUUUGUUGUCACAGGAACAACAACAACAACAUCUUCGCCCGCCACAUAGCCCAGCUGAUAGGUCGAGCCGAAGCUCGACAAAAAAUGUGAGAGAAGAGCCUUAAAGCCCAAGCGCCCCCUUACCACCUGUAUGCCCAGAAGGCCCUCCACCAGCGGCAGUAUGUCCAGAUGAGGAUUUAAGGACACGGAUAUACAUAUAUAACACUCGGCACAUUCAGCAAAAAGUUCUUACUAGCAAUUAACAACAUUUGGAGCUACAAAAUUUAUUCUUUCGGAAACUGUGCAAUCAAACUAACUUUGGACAAGGAUCAUGGCUCAUUUUAGUGGACGACAGCCGCAGCAGCAGCAGCAACAGCAACAGCAGCUGCCUGCAGUGCCAGCUCAUUUUAAGGACCUUUUCACCAAUGGCAAUCUCCGUGGAGAGGAUGGCCAGGAGAAUCAGCUCAACAACAAUAAUAAUAAUAAUAACAAUAUAAAUGGCCAAACUGAUCCUGCCUGCUGGGUUUUUGGCUAUGGUUCACUUUGCUGGCAUCCUGGCUUCACCUACACCAAAUGCAUAACCGGUUAUAUACGAGGUUAUGUCCGGCGCUUCUGGCAAGGCAACGUAACGCAUCGGGGCACCGAAGAGAAGCCUGGACGUGUUGCAACGCUGGUGGAGGACAAAGAGGGCAUUACAUGGGGCUGCGCAUAUAGAAUAACAGGAAACACAGCUCUGGAAUACCUGAAGCAGCGUGAAUGCACUUUGGGUGGCUAUGCCACGCUCGAUACGAAAUUCUUUCCCCGCGUUGCCUCCCACGAUACACCGUUCAGUGGCGAGGCUGUCGAAGUUCUGGUCUAUGUGGCCACACCCGAGAAUAUACACUGGCUAGGCGAUGGCACAUUGGAGCACAUUGCCCAACAGAUUGUCGAAUGCCGUGGACCGAGCGGACACAAUGCCGAAUAUCUACUGAGACUGGCCCAAUUCAUGCAUGAAGAGAUACCCGGUGUGCGCGAUGAUCAUCUAUUCGAGCUGGAACGACUGGUGCUCGAAGAGAUUUAUCGCAGGGAAAUACCGCUUAGCUCUGUCAUGGGCAGAAAUCCGGAACGUAUACGGCGUGACUCUCAUGAGGAUAUACGUCGUCCGCCAUCGUUUGAAUUUACAUCCCGCAUACCUGAGACCAAAUUGCGUUGCCUGAACAUUUGAUCCUCAUGGAUCUUACAGUCAGGGUGGGCGUGGCGGCAAAGUGAUAUACAAAGGGCGUUUAUUGCUACAACAAAAUUCCAAAAUUCAUGAAACUCCCUUUAGGCCACACAUUAUUUUUUAGGAAACUAACGCACAGAGUCUAACCACAAAAGAAAAAAAUUGAAUGUAUUCUCUAAAUUGUAAAUAACUCUCCCUCUUUAGGCCAUAAAAAUAUCCUCCGAUAAGUGAUCUGAUUUAGUUCAAUAAGUCAUUUAGAUUUAAGUUAGAUUCUAGAUUUUUUAAGAUGAGAAUAAUUCCAUGAAUGGAAAAUGUAUGAAAAAUAAAAACUAAAAUCGAAAUGUAA